CGGCGGGGAGGGGGCGGUGCGGGCGAGAGGUGGCCGAGCGCCCAGGCCUGCGCGCGGGUCCUCCAGCGUCCAGCCGCCGCGAUAUCCCCAGCCGCACCAUGGCCCUGAAGGCCGAAGGCGCCGCAGUCGACUGCUUCGAGGUGACACUCAAAUGCGAGGAAGGGGAGGACGAGGAGGAGGCCGUGGUGGUGGCCGUAAUUCCGCGGCCCGAGCCGAUGCUCAGAGUGGCCCACCAGGAGAAGACCCCGCCGCGGAGGCCCAGCUUGCUGGAGGCGGGCGGCAGCAGCUGCGAGGAGCCCCGGCAACAGGUGUCCUGGGAGCAGGAGUUCCUAGUGGGCAGCAGCCCAGGAGGCAGCGGGCGGACGCUGUGCAUGGUGUGCGGGGCGGAGAUCCUGUUCCCCUCCGCCGACACGGCGCGUGCGCACAUCCUGGAGCAGCAUCCGCACACCCUGGACCUGAGCCCUUCUGAGAAGAGCAACAUCCUGGAGGCCUGGAGUGAGGGGGUGGCCCUUCUGCAAGAUGUCAGAGCUGAGCAGGCAUCCCCACCCAACUCAGACUCGGCCCAGGAUGCCGGUGCAGACCCUGACGCUGCCCCAGACGCUGACACGACGCCAGCAGAGAUUGUGGUUCUCCUUGACUCUGAGGACAACACCUCCCGCCCGAGAAGGACCCGGCCCAGGGGCCUCCGCCCCCUUGAGCUUCCUGCUUCCCCUCCCACCGAGCCAGUAAAUAAGAAGCCCCGUGGUCAGAGAUGGAGGGAGACCCCUGAGGACGAGCCAGUCAGAAAGAAAAGAAGCAGAUCCAUGACCAAAAACCUGGACCUGGACCCAGACCCGGACCCGGACCCUGACCCAGACUCCCCGUCACCUGAGUCGCCCACGGAGGCGUUCGCCGCUCCCCCCGAGGUCCGACACUUCACCGACGGCACCUUCCCUCCUGGCUUCGUCCUCCAGCUGUUUUCCCACACCCAGCCGAGGACCGUAGACGGCGCUGGCGCGCCCAAAGAGGGGACAGCGGCCGAGGGCGGCCUUCCGCAGCCGAAAAGCCCCUCUCCAGGUCCGCCUCCGGGGCUUCGCGGGACGCUGGACCUGCAGGUCAUCCGCGUGAUGGAGGAGCCCCCGGCAGUCAGCCCGCUGCAGGACUGGUCCAGGCGUCCCCCGGGGACCAAGGGUGCGGGAGCAGGUGACACCCCGGCCCGGCCCGCGGCCUGUCGGAACCCAGCACCACUGUUCCGCGGCCACAAGAAGCGGGGGCGGUGCGUAGGUUCCUCAUUCCAGGGGGAGAGGGGCGGAGCCAGCGGUGUCCCCUCGUGGCUUCUCAGAGCUGCCCGCUGUGCCACCUGAUGAGGAGUAGAACCGGGUGCCAAGGCAGGAUGGAGGCGAGGAAGGGGGCACAGAAACACGUCUGCCCGGCGAGCUGGGCGAGGGUGGCUGAGGCCGGGGUGUGGUAGGGCACUGGGCCUGGGGAGAACACCCGCCCCACCCUUCGCUGACUCGGACCGCCCUGUCCCCCGACCUUUUCCCACCCCACCCCCCAGCCCUCCACCAUUCUCCCGUGGCACAGUGCCUUACACGAGAAGGAGGUGGUCGCCAUGGGGUUUGAGCUGAGUCCCACUACCUCGGGGGACACCUCUCCUCCCCCACCUGUUCAGGCUCCCGGACCAGGAGGCCUCCAUUACCUCCUCCCGCCCCACCCCUGCAGGAGGCCCGACAGACCACCUGGGGGCUUCACCCCCCUCACACACACACUCCUUCCUCCCUGUUUCCCUGUUGUAUAUAUCUCCUUUGUUGACAAUAAAUUAUUUUUUUUUAUUAAGACA
Messenger RNA from Phyllostomus discolor (pale spear-nosed bat), 1819 nucleotides. RefSeq names its product spindlin interactor and repressor of chromatin binding (gene SPINDOC). Gene Ontology annotation, biological process: negative regulation of DNA-templated transcription. The record is from RefSeq and is a predicted model, not a curated record. NCBI's taxonomy places the organism in Eukaryota, Metazoa, Chordata, Mammalia, Chiroptera, Phyllostomidae.